ACCCGGUCUGCUAGGAAGAAGGGGGGCAGGUGCUGCUGCUGCUGCUGCUGCUAGGGAGAAAGCAGAGCAGCUGCUGUCGCUGCCGCCGAGAGCCGGACACGCCGAGGCUCCGCAGGUGGAACUUGGGGAGCCGCUCUGGUGGAAAGUUAGAACAGAUGUGGAAAGAUGUUCACUUCAGAAAAAGGAGUUGUGGAGGAAUGGUUGUCAGAGUUUAAGACACUACCAGAAACAUCUUUACCAAAUUAUGCCACAAAUUUGAAAGACAAGAACGCUUUGGUUUCAUCUCUCUAUAAAGUUAUCCAGGAGCCACAAAGUGAGUUGCUAGAGCCUGUCUGUCACCAGCUCUUUGAAUUCUACCGCAGCGGAGAGAAACGGUUGCUUCGCUUUACACUGCAGUUUCUCCCAGAAUUGAUUUGGUGCUACCUCGCAGUCUCAGCCAGCAGAAAUGUGCACAGCAGUGGAUGCAUUGAAGCUCUCCUCCUAGGGGUUUACAACUUGGAAAUAGUUGACAAAGAGGGACAUAGCAAAGUAUUGAGUUUUACAAUUCCAUCUUUAUCCAAACCAUCCGUGUAUCAUGAACCUUCCAGCAUUGGCUCCAUGGCUCUGACUGAGAGUGCCCUAUCCCAGCACGGCUUGUCAAGAGUUGUGUACAGUGGCCCUCAUCCUCAGAGGGAGAUGCUCACAGCCCAGAAUAGGUUUGAAGUGUUGACAUUCCUUUUGCUGUGUUACAAUGCUGCUUUAACCUAUAUGCCCAGUGUUUCUCUUCAAUCACUGUGUCAGAUGUGUUCAAGAAUCUGUGUUUGUGGAUAUCCUCGACAACAUAUAAGACAAUACAAAGGUAUAAGUAGCAGGAUACCAGUUUCAUCAGAAUUCAUGGUGCAAAUGUUAACAGGGAUUUAUUUUGCCUUUUAUAAUGGAGAAUGGGAUCUAGCUCAAAAAGCAUUGGAUGAUAUUACAUACAGAGCCCAGCUGGACUUGUAUCCAGAGCCACUGCUGGUUGCAAAUGCAAUAAAGGCUUCAUUGCCCCAUGGUGCCAUGAAAUCUAAUAAGGAGGGUACAAGGUGUAUUCAAGUUGAAAUUACACCAACUUCCUCUAGGAUCUCGAGAAAUGCAGUAACCAGUAUGUCGAUAAGAGGCCAUAGGUGGAAAAGACACGGAAAUACAGAUUUAACCGGUCAAGAAGAAUUGAUGGACAUAUCUGAAGUUGACGAGGGCUUUUGUUCCAGGGCUGCGUCUAGCACCAGCCAGUCAGGUUUAUCAAACAGUAGUCACAAUUCUAGUCACAAGGCAAGUGUAGGCAAGAACCAGAGACGGUCGGGAGGAAGCAGAACUGGAGGAAAAGAGAAAGAAACGACUGGGGAAUCUUGCAAAGAUCACUUUGCUCGAAAACAGACUCAGAGAGCCCAGAGCGAGAACCUUGAGCUUCUCUCCCUGAAGAGACUGACUCUAACGACCAGCCAGUCCCUGCCGAAGCCUAGCAGCCACGGCCUGGCCAAGACCGCCGCCACGGUGUUUAGCAAGUCCUUUGAACAAGUCAGUGGUGCCACAGCCCCGCAUCACCCAUCACCUGCUGCUGGCUCUGCUGGGGCCGGGCCAGAUGCCAACAGGUUCUCUGCCUGUAGUCUCCAAGAAGAAAAGCUGAUUUACAUUUCCGAGAGAACUGACCUUCCCACGAAGCUUCAAUCCAGCCAGCAGAGGCCUCCGAGUAUUAGUGUUACUCUGUCAACAGACUGAGCGCUAGCACGUUCUUCUCGCCAACCAGUGAAUCUGGAAGGCCACUUGGCUUCUGUCGGAAAGCACCCAGGGGCUUUCACCCCUGUUCCUGAGAGCAGCCCGACCGUGCCCUUCAUCCUGAAGGCCACCUUACAUGUACGAAGGGGAAAUGCCUAGGCUUUUCGGUACAUUGAAAUGUGGCUUUGUUGACUCUUGGUUAUGGCGCCACCCCCACCCCCUUGGCUGAGUCUGUUUUUCUUUCUUCUGUUUUUGACUGGUGCCCUGAGAUUGCCAGUGGGCCAAUGAAGUUAGGCAGAUUGUCCGAUCAGGUUGGCUACACUGAAUCUGAGGCGAUGAGGUUUCUGUUUUGUUUUAAUUAUAAAUAUGACUCCUAUUUUGUUUGGUAGCUCUGUGUUUGGCCUUCCGAGUCAAUGGGGUCCCUUUAAUGAAAGGCGAGGCAGGUGAGAGACUCCAGCAUCUCUGCAGCCCCUGGGCGAGCCCGAGCGCAGCCCAGGCCUGUGAGAAACACAGGUUCCGCGACCACCUUUCAGCGCAGAGCAGGUCAUUCUGAGCACUGAAAAGCAGACGCCUAGAUCAUUUGAGGAGAUGGCUGUUACCUGAUGUCAGAAGACAGGUGCAUGAUUUCGCUGUGAUCAUUGAGUUGUUUAAGCUCAAAAGUCAGCUUGCUGGUCCGUGUGUUGUUUAGAUGUGUUCCAGCUGGGUUUAUCAGAUGACAAUCCAUCCCAGUCCUAGAGGCCAUAAAACUGACUUGCCCUGUUCCUCCACUUUGGGAAUCCUAGCUACUUUGGAUUCCUGUAAUUCAGAGCACAUAUCCUUGAAGACUCCUUGGAAAUCAUUGUCAAUCUUACAACACAGCUCUUAAGACACCAGUAUCAACUAUGUAAGACUGAACUGUUGGCCUGAAAAUGAAAGAUGUUAGAUCAUUUUUUUCCAUCUAUGAAAUGUCAUGAAAGGAAAUCAAGAACCGUGAAAUAUGGACAAAGGCCACUUCGAUCACUCAUUUGGGGUUUGUGUUCCUGUUUCUGGUUCUGUGGUGGGCCUAUUUCAAAUGUUCUUACUAUGAUGUGGAAGGAAUAAUACAUUUAAAUUACCUCCCCUCAGCCAAAAAGUGAAACCAAGCUAUGGUUGUAUGAAGCUAGGGAGAGUAUGUCAUAAGCUUGCUGUUUGCUAGUGGUGGCUGUUUCCGCUGUGUUGAGGGUCCCUGUCAACCAAGGCUGUGUAAGAAAGACUCUGGGAGUUGAUGGGAGAAAGCCCGGGUGAGGAUGGCCUGGGGAGCUGUCCACUUCUUUCUGGGCUCUUUUCUGACUAGAACGCAGUGUGGUGCUUCUCCACAGCCCGCGCUGUGUUUUGCUUUUCUACCUGCUAGUGAUGGGCUCCGAGUUAGGGAGCAUUCGGAUGUCUGGAAGCCUUUACACUACGGAUGCGGUGUGGGCCAUGUCUGCUUUGACCACAAGUUUAAAAAGAGCAUGAACUAAUUUUCCUGAGUGCAGUAUGUUUUUUGACACAAGGAUAUUUGAUAUCCUUAAUUCCGGUAUUGGAAUGGCCUAAAUUUUAGCUAAAUAUAUAUAUUUAUAACAAAAAAUAUAUAAAUAUAGCAACCAGCAAAUGAAAAUUGAUAUUGGGUGAGUUUAAUAGGAAUCCUGUGUACAAUUUUACACUUGUAAAAUGUCACUGUGAAUUUCAUGUUGUCUUUUUGUAAUUGUUUAACAAUAAGUUCCCCGCCGCCCCAGGCUGAGUUACUAACAGUAUUGAUACUAUUAAAAACUAACUUCCAAAAAAAAUAAAAAUAAAAACUAACUUCCAAGAUUGUCAUUUUAAACAAGUUGGAUUACUGAGAAAAUAUUUAGAAUAAGUUUGAGUAACAUAUUCUCAGAUGGCACAAAUGAGAGCUCAGCUUUUAAUGUCCAACCACUGCAGUGAGAUUCAUUUGGGUUUUAUAGAGCUUUGCUGACCAGUCAGUAGCAUUGGCAACACUUGGCAGUUUGUUACAAAUGAGAAUCUGCAUUUUAACAAGCUCCCCUGUUGAUUUUAUGCACGGUAGGGUUUGAGAAGCAAAUCACUUGUGGACUAUUUAGAAUAUUUGGUGGUCGCACGACCCUAGAUCAUAGGUAUAUGUUAUUUAGGGACUAGUAACUAGUCUUUGUUGUUUUUGACAUCUAACUGAAUAACAUGGACAUAUGACUUCUUAAGUCUUCUAACUCUGAAUUUUUAACGAGUCUCAUUUAUUUUUGCAAUAAAAAAUGUAACAUUUUAUAUUUUUCUUGUUCUCCAUAAAUGGAGUCAGAUCUGUAGAUGCCUGCAAUUUUAAGUAUGAAAGGCUACCACCCUCUUAUACAACGCACAACCAGUUUGCAUGUGUAUGUAUCUAUUUUUCAGUCUCUGAAAGCUGAUUCAGUGGUGUGGUUUUGAAUUUCCGCUCAAGUAACUUGCACCAGUUGAUUUUCUGGAGUGUGAUCUUAUGUCAACACUGAAAUUAUUUUAUAGAAGCUUUGAGUAUUUCAAAUAAGGAUGAUAUAUUUGAAAAUUUUAUAGUAAUGUCAAAUACUACCUAAUAUUAACUCUGGUAACAAAACUGUUAUCAUUCGUACUGCCCUUUCCUCACCCACCUUCCCAAGUCUGAAGAUGCUGGCAUGACAAUUUGGUGACAGACCUCAUAUGUAUCCUCUUUUAUCAGGAGAGGAUUCCACACUGACCCAUUGCUUAGAGGACCUGAGCAGACACUGCAGCUCUGUUCUACGUUGCAAACGUCUCGGGCUUCUGGAGAUGACCCGUCUUCUCCCAUGGGAACAUCAGGCUGCCCGGGUGGAUCCACACACUAGCCUUUGGGAAUCAAGUAGGGGAGAAACAAAUCAGAAUUUCGUGGGAUUGUGGCCGAGUAGGCCAGGCAGGUGACUCCUCUCUCUGCCCUGUGCUCCAGGAGCACAGGAAGCACCCUGGAGCUCUUGCUCACCACCCUGCAGUGUUUGCAGGCAGCUCUGUGGACUUGACGAGACGAGAGGGGGGACCUCUGGUCUCACAUCAAGACGGAGGGAGGUGUGUUUUAGGGAAGCAGUAUUUUUUGGCCAUUAUCAUUUAUGAAACAAGUACUCAACAAACAUUCCUCAUUUAUUUUAAAAUAGUUGAAUAAAGCGAAAUCUGUUGUUUAAGGCAAAAUAGACCCCAGUUUGAAGGGAUUCUGCCUAUUUCAAAAGAGUGGAAAAUUAGAGUGUUGAAACUAAAAUUUAAAUGGUAUAGAAGAAGUGCGGUCUGAGGCAUCAUGUUAAACAAAUAUUUUGAAUGAAGCAGUCUAACAUUCAAGUUGUUAGGCACAAUAAAUCUAAACUUUAUUAGAGGCCAGCACAUCGAAGGAAAUACAUAUUAAAUGGAACUGCAAAAAAAGGAUCUGAAAAGCAUUCAAGGAGAAAAAUCACUUGAUGGUUACUUAAAUGAAGCUUAUACAUAGAAAUUAAUUUGUAAUAAGACCUUCCCAAUCUGUAGAUGAAAAACAAAAACUAACCCUUUACGAGAGAUUUGUUGUUUAGUAAAAUUACUCACCUGUGUGUUUAAUAUUGGCGUAGCCUUCCUUGAGAGCAUAAAUAUGUUGUCGUCUCUAUUUUGUAACUUGUGCAUGGCUAAAGAGACUCACAGUAACCGUUCUGCAGGAUGCUUGUGUGUGUUUGUCUCCGAGUUCUGGAGCACCUGUGUCGUGGUAGGAAGUUUGUACUGCCUGGCUCAAGCUCUGGGUCACGUGCGGUUGCUUUCUCCACCUGGAGGUGUUUGUGCAUACCUCUCCUUUUUACUUCUAAUCAUGUAGUGAUACUGAUCUCUUUAUGGGAAAUAUACUUGUUUAUAACUGUAUUCUUAGAUUUUACAUUCCUAAACUAUGACUUUGGAUAUUUUUAUGUGUUCCCUACCUUUUCAAGGUUUUGGAAAUAAACUGGAGUUUUGUGGUUGUUUUUUGACAUUUUGUACAUUUGUGUAAAUGUUCUUCACGUGUAAGACUUUAUACAGCUGAGUGUUACCUCUUGUUUUAUUGGAAUAAAAAUUGAACAACGUC
This is a messenger RNA of Echinops telfairi (small Madagascar hedgehog), 5770 nucleotides long. It is a transcript of the gene HYCC1, whose product is annotated as family with sequence similarity 126 member A. Lineage: Eukaryota; Metazoa; Chordata; Mammalia; Afrosoricida; Tenrecidae. The transcript has 11 exons. Bases 166 to 1734 code for a protein of 522 amino acids. The record is from RefSeq and is a predicted model, not a curated record. Gene Ontology annotation, biological process: phosphatidylinositol phosphate biosynthetic process; protein localization to plasma membrane. Gene Ontology annotation, cellular component: plasma membrane.